AAAAUUAUACGGUAAUUCUUAUCAUAUAGUGGGUAAUACUAAGAAUAUCAUAGUUAUAUGGCAGUAUAUGGGAGUGGUAGACCAGUGAACCGAAGGAAACGGUUCAGACUGUCGCUGGUACUGAUAUUCUCUAGUGAUGAGGAACAAUUUCCUGAUUCUGAUACAAAUCCUAUCACUACGAGUAGUGAAAAAUUAAUGAUAGCCAUAACUAAAACUACUAAUGAUACUUCUCGAACUCAAUUGAUGAAUGAUGAAUUAUUACCGUCGGUUAGAUUAGUUAAUAAAAGGAGAUCUACUCCAUAUACUGACACUAGUGAUAUAGUCGAUGAAUUAACUAAAUCUCCUACUAAAUAUACUAAAGUAAUUAAUGUAAUUCAAAGCUCACCUACUAGAAGAGCUGAUUCUACAUCUGUAAGUCCAGUUGUAUCAAAACCACAAAAGAGGUUGAUAUCUCAAUUACUUGAGCUUAAACUGGAACCGAUACUGAAACUGAUUACUACUACACCCAUAUCUCGAUCCAAGCCUAAAGGGGUAACUGUAUCACCUCAAGUAACUCCAAAGGAAAGAGAUGCAUGGGAUGAUUUAUUUGAAAAUAUAGACAACAACAGCAGUAGUAUACAAGUACCACUGUCAAUUAGACAACCCCAUAAUCAUAGACUGAGUGAUAGUCCCAAAUCAGAGGCAGAGGCAGAGUCUGAGUCUGAGUCUGAAUCAGAGUCGGAAUCAGAUUCUGAUCUUAUCCAUAAUCUGGUCGAAUUAGAGUCGAGCCUUAUUGAUUUACAACAGAUCUAUAAUUCCUUUGAUAAUGGGAAUGUGAAUGAGAAUGACAAACAACUCAAUGAAGAUCACCGACCUGUCUCUAAACCUAAGAGUUAUACACGUGUGAAAACCUAUAGUAACGAACGAACUUAUUUAUAUGUUGAAAAAGAUCUUGAAUCUACCAGCAAGGAAUACACGAAAUUGAUAAGUGAUAAACAUGAUUAUCAAGACGAUUAUCUUGAUGAUAAUGGAGAUGAUGAAGAUCAGACUAAUAAUAAUAAUAAUAAUAAUAAUAAUAAUAAAAAUAAAGGUGCAAUUAAUAUUAAUGAUUUACGAAGAUUAGGAAAAGUUAAUGAAGUAAAAGAUAGUGUGGAUUAUUUACUUGAAGGAUUAUACUUACAACUGAAGACUGGAUCUCAGAUAAAAUUGGAAUCGGCUAAUUCAUUCCUUAUAUCUACUUUACUUGAUUUAUAUAGUCAAGUAUAUGAUCAAUUAACUAAAAGAUGUGAAGAAUUUGUAGUGGAUAACUUUAAUUUGGUUAUACCAAAGUUAUCCACCAUAGUUAAGCAAUUAAAAUCCUUACCAUUAUCUAAUGGUAAACAAAUUAUAAUAAAUUUAAUUAGUAAAAUAUUGAUUCAGUAUAUUAUUUUAGGAGGGACUGAAUUAAUUAUCCCUUAUUUUAAUAAUAUAUUACCAAUAUUACUUAAUAAUUUAUUGAAUUCAAUACCUAUAAAUACCGAUAAUUUAAAUGGAUUCAAUCGUAAAAGAAUUCUACAAAUAAAUAUGAAUGGUCAAGAUAUGGGUGAAGAACUUAUAGGAUUAUUAACCAAUUGUGUUGAAUUUCAAACUGUUGAAAUAUUUAAUUUAAUUUGUAAGUAUGAAUUAGAAAGUAAGAAUGUGCUUAAUUAUUAUGAAGCAUAUUUUGACAAUGGUGGUGAAAUAACUGAUUUAUCAAGUCUAUCUAAACUCUUUACUAAAAGUAUACGGAAUAUUUAUAAUAGUCAAGUUAUUAAUGAAAUUGAUGUACAAACUAUUAAAGUAUUAGUGAUUUUAACUACUAAUUAUUCAUAUGAUGAGCAUGAAAUUGAAUUGCAAAAUAUAUAUCAAUCACAAUAUAUAACAUUGCUAAUAAGUUCUAUACCCAAAUUAUUUGAGAAAGAUACUGAUACCUGUUUAAAUCUAGUAUUAUUUAUAUGGGGAUAUUUAAUAAAUCUUAUAGAAACUUCAAUCCCGGUGGAGAUAACUUCAAAUAUUAUCGAUAAUAUUAAGUAUUUUACUAAUUUAAAUAAAACUGUAUCAAACAGUAAUAACAAUAAGAAAGAGUUAUACAUUCAUUUAAUGGGAUACAAUUGUAUGUUCAUAAGUUAUCUACAGUUGAAACAUUAUCAUAAGCAAUUAGGAAUAAGCAUUUCCGAAUUGCAAUCUGGAUUAAAACAGUUCAAAAUGAGUAUAACCAAUGAGGGAAUCAUCCACAAGAUAGAUUAUCUCACGGAAGAAUUAGAUAGAUUAACAUAGUAAUAAAAAAAUAGGUCUAGUAUAGUAUAGGUAAUAGUUUAUAAUGAUUACAUGAACAAGUAUAUUAAUAAAAAAACUGAAUACGUAUAUUGUAGUUGAACUAUUUGAAAGCUGAAUAUCAUUAAAAAAUCACAUUACACAUUAUUGAGUGUCAAUUGAUAUG
Messenger RNA from Scheffersomyces amazonensis, 2437 nucleotides. RefSeq lists its product as uncharacterized. Bases 58 to 2274 code for a protein of 738 amino acids. The transcript has a single exon. NCBI's taxonomy places the organism in Eukaryota, Fungi, Ascomycota, Pichiomycetes, Serinales, Debaryomycetaceae. The record is from RefSeq and is a predicted model, not a curated record.